AUGAAGGUUUCUCUUUUACAUUUAAUAGGUUUUCUUCUUUUAGGUGGGGUGCUGCCCAUUCAAGCUGCUCUCAUCCGUCGCCAUAGGUUUGUGUUGACAGAUACUCCAUACACAAGGCUUUGCACUAACAAGAGCAUUUUAGUAGUAAAUGGACAAUUUCCAGGGCCAACUAUAUAUGCCACUGAAGGAGAUACAAUAGUUGUUGAUGUGUAUAACCGAGCAAGGGAAAACGUAACCAUUCACUGGCAUGGAGUCAGGCAACCUAGAUAUCCAUGGUCAGAUGGUCCUGUGUAUAUUACUCAAUGUCCCUUACAACCUGGGUCAAAGUUUAGCCAAAAGAUUUUGCUUUCGGACGAGAUAGGAACCUUAUGGUGGCACGCCCACAGCGAUUGGUCACGCGCCACUGUGCACGGUGCAAUUGUUAUUUAUCCCAAGAAGAAAAAUAAUUAUCCUUUUCCUAAGCCUGAUGCAGAAGUGCCCAUCAUAUUAGGGGAAUGGUGGAAUAGUGAUAUACAGGCAGUUCUGACUGAGUUUCUUGAUAAUGGAGGGGAGCCAAAUGUUUCUGAUGCUUUCCUCAUAAAUGGUCAACCCGGUGAUCUCUAUCCGUGCUCAAGAUCAGAUACAUUUAAGCUGACAGUGGAAUGUGGGAAAACUUACUUGAUUCGAAUGGUUAAUGCCGUCAUGAACAACAUUAUGUUCUUUUCUAUCGCAAACCACAGUGUAACCAUUGUUGGAUCAGAUGCUAGCUACACGAAGCCAAUUAGAAGUGAUUACAUUGCCAUCUCUCCAGGACAAACCAUCGAUUUCUUGCUGAAAGCUAAUCAAAAACCUAGUCACUACUACAUGGCUGCUCACGUUUAUGCUAGUGCAGCAAGCUACGACAACACAACCACAACAGCUAUUAUCGAGUACAAAGGGAAUUAUACCCCUCCAUCGUCUCCAUUGCUGCCAAGUCUUCCCACAUUCAAUGAUACAAUUGCUUCAACUAAUUUCACAGGGAGACUCAGAAGUUUAGGAAGUAAAGAUUAUCCGGUCGAUGUUCCUGAAAAUCCUACAAUUGCAAUUCUUGAGGCUUACUACCGGCGCAUCAGAAAUGUCUAUGGUGAUGACUUUCCUAGUGAUCCACCGUUUGCUUUCAAUUAUACUGCAGCUAUGAUCCCUCGAGACCUAUGGAGACCUCAAAAUGGCACAGAAGUAAGAGUUCUUGAAUACAAUUCUACGGUGGAGAUUGUUUUCCAGGGAACAAAUAUAGUUGCAGGAAUAGAUCAUCCUAUGCACUUACAUGGGCAGAGCUUUUACGUAGUUGGAUGGGGAUUUGGAAACUUUGACAGAGACAAUGAUCCAUUGAAUUAUAAUCUUGUCGACCCUCCACUAAUGAACACUAUCGCGGUUCCUGUAAACGGUUGGACAGCUGUCAGAUUCAAAGCAAGUAAUCCUGGAGUUUGGUUGUUGCAUUGCCAUCUAGAUCGCCAUUUAAGUUGGGGAAUGGAUAUGACAUUCAUUACCAAAAAUGGCAAGGGAAAAGAUGCUAGAAUGUUGCCUCCACCUCCAGAUAUGCCCCCAUGUUGA
Messenger RNA from Fraxinus pennsylvanica, 1569 nucleotides. Lineage: Eukaryota; Viridiplantae; Streptophyta; Magnoliopsida; Lamiales; Oleaceae. The record is from the annotation of a GenBank genome assembly.